CUGUUUUAUGGAGUGGACGCUAAAGGGCGGGACUUCUGGAAGCUUUUGAACACAGCAGACCUCUUCCGGUCCCGAGGGGCGGCCAAGUGUGCGCACAAUAUCAGAUAGCGACGCGCUGAGGAUGGCGAGGAGACCGGCGGAGAUGAUGAACAAGGAGCUGCUAAACGCCAGCUUCCAAGGCUCGCACCCGGCAGUUGUCGACCUGCUGCGGGAGGGUGUCGACGUCAAUGUCGACCAUCUCUUCUACGAAGAUACGUAUACAGUGUACCAGGCCCUGACGUACGCCAUCAUGGGAGGCCACGUGCAAGUGGUCCGGACCCUGGUCGAGGCUGGCGCACGCCUGGAAGACGAGUGCGGCCCCGGCUGCGAGACAGCACUGGUUACAGCUGCAGCUCUCGGACACACGGAGAUCGUCCAGUAUUUGGUGGAGAAGGGUGCUCAAGUGAACGCUAUAUCUAGUUGGGAACAGUACUCGGCGCUAACCGCAGCCUGUGAGCGGGGCAGCGCAGAGAUAGUGCGCCUUCUGCUGAUGGCGGGCGCGCAUGUGGAGCACCAGAACCUCCUGAAUUACACACCGCUGAUGGUGGCCUGCGAUGGCUGCCACCUGGAGGUGGUGCGGCUGCUCAUCAACGGCGGUGCUCAGCCGACGGAGCCGCCGGACAGUCCAGACACGCCGCUGCUGCUGGCAGCGCAACGUGGCCAUCUGGAGAUAGUCCGACUGCUGCUCAGCAAAGGCGUCGACACAGAAAAAGUUAACCAAGCAGGACACACAGCCUUAAUGGAGGUGGCCAGAAAAGGGCUCAGUGAGUUGGUGACCCUUCUGCUCUCGCAUGGUGCCAACGUCAACUUCAUCACGGAGGACGGCAAGAGAUCGGCGCUGUCAAUGGCGUGCGCCAAUGGAUACCUGGAGACGGCCCGCAUCUUGGUCAAGGACGGAGCCGAGAUCAACAACUGCACUGCCUCGCCGCUGUUUGAGGCCGCACGUACAGGCAAGGACAGGAUCGUCAGCUGGUUGCUGGAACUGGGCGUUCCGGUGCAGCAUCGCAACAGUGACGGAGACACGGCACUGAUCAAGGCAGCCCGGCACGGCCAGGCGGCGGUGGGGCUGGUCAUGCUGGAGCACGGCGCCGAUGUGGAGGCGCUGAACCAUUGCAACCGCUCGGCGCUGAUGGAGGCGGCUGUUGAAGGCCACAGCGGCGUCGUGCUGCUGUUGCUGGGCUGGGGCGCAGACGUGAACCGGCCCUCUCCUGACAACACGGUCACGCCUCUGAGCCUGGCCUGCCGCGGCGGCUGGCACCACACUGUCCGCCUGCUGCUGCUGCGCGGAGCCGACCCCACGCACCGGCUCAAGGCAGGUGGCCGCCGUGGCCGGGCCUGA
Molecule: messenger RNA, 1378 nt
Organism: Pollicipes pollicipes
Lineage: Eukaryota; Metazoa; Arthropoda; Thecostraca; Pollicipedomorpha; Pollicipedidae
Product: ankyrin repeat domain-containing protein 17
Exons: 10
Coding region: 122-1378 (418 amino acids)
Molecular function (GO): protein binding
Source: RefSeq, a predicted model, not a curated record